This is a messenger RNA of Kuraishia capsulata CBS 1993, 1281 nucleotides long. RefSeq lists its product as uncharacterized. The transcript has a single exon. Gene Ontology annotation, biological process: coenzyme A biosynthetic process. Bases 1 to 1281 code for a protein of 426 amino acids. Lineage: Eukaryota; Fungi; Ascomycota; Pichiomycetes; Pichiales; Pichiaceae. Gene Ontology annotation, molecular function: pantothenate kinase activity; ATP binding. The record is from RefSeq and is a predicted model, not a curated record. Gene Ontology annotation, cellular component: cytosol; nucleus.
AUGGGAGACAAGUCGCGAUCACAGACUCAGUCGCCCAUAUCUAGAGAGUCCAUAUAUCGCAACAACCAUAGUGUGGAUGCUACAACGCUUAAUGUGACCGGGGCACAUGUUGACGAUGGUAAUGCCAAAGCCCAUACCAAAGACGAGGUUCCCGAGACAAAAGACAUAGCUCUACCAUAUCACAACGAGCCCGUGAAUCACGUUUCUUUAGAUAUUGGUGGUUCUUUGUCUAAAUUCGUAUAUUUCACAAAAGACGGGGCAAAUGGCGGAGGUAGACUCAACUUCUACAAGGUGGACUCGUCUAGGAUAGACGAGCUGAUAGGCUUUAUCAAGAGUGUUCUUGUGAAACAUUACGACUACGACCCGGACUUGGUCCCAGAAGGAGCCGAAUCGGAUAAAGUUGUGAUUGUGGCCACCGGGGGUGGUGCUUUCAAAUUCAAUCAACAAUUGCGGAUGAGACUUAAGUGUCGUAUACAGAAAGAAGACGAGCUGCAUUGUCUCAUAGUGGGGCUUGACUUUUUCAUCACAGAGAUUCCCAACGAGAUUUUUGUGUAUGACUCCAGCGAUCCCGAGGUAUUUCUCAAUGAGAAUUUGGAUCCAGAUGCCGAUAAGGAGUCCAUAUAUCCGUAUCUUCUGGUGAAUAUAGGCAGUGGCUGCUCCAUGAUAAAGGUCACGGGGCCAGGUCCAGAGAACUUUGUACGUGUUGGAGGUUCAUCACUGGGUGGAGGCACUCUGUGGGGAUUGCUGUCGCUUUUGACAUCUGCGAAUGACUUUGACGAGAUGUUGAGCAUGGCCGAGAAAGGAGAUAACGAGACGGUGGAUCUGCUGGUUGGUGAUAUUUAUGGAAUGGGCUCUCACAACAAGAUAGGGCUAAAGGAUAAUCAUAUUGCAUCUUCCUUUGGAAAGGUGUUCAAAAAGGUGUUCAACGAGGAAGACCCAGCAAUAGAAUCUCAGCAACAUCAACAGCACAACAAUGCAGACGCAAGACUCGCGAGAAUAGCCCAGUUCAGAGAGGAAGACAUCUCAAGAUCACUUCUUUACGCCGUCUCCAACAACAUAGGCCAGAUCUCAUACCUCCAGGCACAGAGAUACAACCUGAAGAAGAUCUACUUUGCAGGCUCCUAUAUCAGCGGACACGCCCAGACGAUACACACGUUGAGUUAUGCAAUCAACUUCUGGUCGAACGGCACCAAACGAGCGUAUUUCCUGAAACAUGAAGGAUAUCUUGGAAGCAUGGGUGCCUUUCUACAGAAGAAGUUCCACAAUGGAGAAACCGAGUGA